AUGAUGUCCAGAGGAGAGCGGGACAAUGGGAAAAAUGGCACUGGCUACAAGGAGGACAAUAUUAGAAACAACCGGGACCAGGAUUCAGAGGGAAAAGCACAUAAGAGAUCGGAGACCAUUAACUGUGGUGUGAGCCUAAGGAAGAAGGUGAGCAAAAAUGACGAGAGCGCGGUGCCGUCCGCACGGGCGGAGAAGCCUCCCCUGGAGCAGCUGUACCGGGAGGGCCCGCUGCUGGGGAGCGGCGGCUUCGGCAGCGUUUACGCCGGGACCCGGCUCGCCGACGGCGUCCCGGUGGCCAUCAAGCGAGUGUCCCGGGACCGCGUCUUGGAGUGGGCGCGGCUGCACGACGGCGCCCUUGUGCCCCUGGAGCUGGUGCUGCUCUGGAUGGCGUCGUGGCCCGGCUUCCGCGGCAUCGUGCGGCUCCUGGACUGGUUCGAGCUGCCCGACGGCUUCGCGCUGGUCAUGGAGCGUCCGGAGCGCUGUCAGGACCUCUGGCACCUGCUGCACGCGGGGGGGUUCCUGCCAGAGCCCGUGGCGCGGGCGCUGUUCCGGCAGGUGCUGGGGGCCGUGCGGCACUGCACCAGCCGCGGCGUCCUGCACCGCGACAUCAAGGCCGAGAACGUGCUCGUUGACCUGGCCACCGGCGAGGCGAAGCUCAUCGACUUCGGCUGCGGCACCAUCCUGCAGGACACGUUCUACACCCAGAUGGCCGGAACGCGGGAGUACUACCCACCGGAGUGGAUCCUCUUUGGCCGCUACCAUGGCCAGCCAGCCACCAUCUGGUCCCUGGGCAUCCUGCUCUAUCAGCUGGUGUGCAGGCACCUUCCUUUCAAAAGCAGAGAGGACAUCGUCCAGGGACAGCUCUUCUUCCCGCCCCGGGUGUCUCAAGAGUGCCAGCACCUGAUCAGGUGGUGCUUAUCCAUGGACCCUGCAGACAGGCCAUCCUUGGAUGACCUUUUAGAACAUUCUUGGGACAGGGACUGUGGCCAUGACAAAUACAACGUGGUCAUGUGA
Cinclus cinclus is the source of this 1014-nucleotide messenger RNA. Its product is annotated as serine/threonine-protein kinase pim-1-like. The transcript has 8 exons. Gene Ontology annotation, cellular component: cytoplasm. Bases 1 to 1014 code for a protein of 337 amino acids. Gene Ontology annotation, molecular function: protein serine/threonine kinase activity; ATP binding. Gene Ontology annotation, biological process: protein autophosphorylation; negative regulation of apoptotic process; regulation of mitotic cell cycle. The record is from RefSeq and is a predicted model, not a curated record. Lineage: Eukaryota; Metazoa; Chordata; Aves; Passeriformes; Cinclidae.